UCCAGGAGAUAUGGAUGCAAGGAAAGCUAUCGACAAAGAACUUCAUGUCUAUCCUCAAGAUGACGAUAGUUAAUACCUGAGUAAAAUUAGUUCAAUUCCUAGCUGAAUACAGCAGUUCAAACCUGACUUCAUUAUGUAUAAUGCAGGUACUGACAUUAUGGCAGGUGACCCUCUCAGUGGGCUAAAUAUCAGUGAAGAUGGGGUUAUCCAAAGGGACGAAUUAGUUAUCAGGAGUGCUUCUGACAAUAAUGUCCCUCUCUGCAUGGUGUUAUCAGGAGGAUAUCAGAAAUGAAAUGCAGAGUGUAUAGCAAAAUCUAUUCAAAACGUGUUCGAAUUACUUAAUUAAUCUUAAGUUCAAUGUAAAAA
Molecule: messenger RNA, 366 nt
Organism: Moneuplotes crassus
Lineage: Eukaryota; Ciliophora; Spirotrichea; Euplotida; Euplotidae
Source: the annotation of a GenBank genome assembly